AUGAAUCCAGAAUACGAUUACCUCUUCAAACUGCUCUUGAUUGGUGACUCUGGUGUGGGGAAAUCAUGUCUCUUGCUCAGAUUUGCUGAUGAUACUUACACAGAAAGUUAUAUCAGCACUAUUGGAGUUGACUUCAAAAUUAGGACUUUAGAUUUAGAUGGUAAAACAAUAAAAUUACAAAUAUGGGACACAGCCGGUCAAGAAAGAUUUAGAACAAUAACAUCAUCUUACUACAGAGGAGCACACGGAAUCAUCAUUGUUUAUGAUUGCACAGAUCAGGACUCAUUCAGCAACGUCAAACAGUGGCUAGAAGAGAUCGACCGUUACGCCUGCGACAAUGUCAAUAAGCUGCUUGUUGGCAACAAGUGCGAUCUUACUACAAAGAAAGUUGUUGACUAUACUACAGCUAAGCAAUAUGCGGAACAGCUAGCGAUACCGUUCCUCGAGACGUCAGCGAAGAACUCUACGAACGUGGAGCAGGCGUUCAUGACGAUGGCUGCGGAGAUCAAGGCGCGCGUGGGCCCGCCGUCGGCCGGCGCCGCGCCCGCCGGCGCCGCCGUCAAGAUCGACCAGGGCCGCCCCAUCGACACCGGCAAGUCGUCGUGCUGC
Molecule: messenger RNA, 609 nt
Organism: Brenthis ino (lesser marbled fritillary)
Lineage: Eukaryota; Metazoa; Arthropoda; Insecta; Lepidoptera; Nymphalidae
Source: the annotation of a GenBank genome assembly